CACGCAAAAUUGCGGUGCGCAGAGCACACAAAUACAUCAACAGCUUCGUUGCUUGCCUAGGCAGCCCUCAGCACAUCUUCAGAGAGUCCUGUCACCGUGAAAGAGUCUGCCAGACUCUUGCUCACGGUGAGGCCCGACGCGUGGGCUUGCGCAUGGAUUGAUUAGGGCACCUUUUCUCCAUGGCCCCUAAUGGCGUCUUGGGGCAAGGAUAAACCUGUCUAUCCUUACAGGACGGCAACAAGCACCCGCACCCUGAAGAAACGGAAACGAACAACCAACUCCACCUCUUCAAAAGAGGAUCUGAAUGCAGGGAGGGUAUGCCAAAAAGUGACCCAUUGCUUCAAAAUUGACCUUGAGAAACCCUCACCUGAUGGCCCAUUGAACAACGAAUAUGAGCUGGAUGUCCCAAGAGGUACUCCAGGGUGCUCAGCAGCUCCAUGUGGUUACGCUUAUACUACUGGGAACGAGGUGCGGGAAAAAGCUGGGCGCCCUGGAGAUUUGCCCGUUCACCCAGGAUGGUGGCGUGAUGUUGGUGCAACUGUGGACGAAAGAAUCGUCUCAGACGAUGGUGGCCCGGACUUCCAUUGCAAGGUCACUAGUAUCGAAGUCAGACCUAACGCCAACACUCAGGAAGACUCGGACGGGUCAGAAGAAGAGAGCGAAGACUCAGACUCCGAAGAGGACCGUGACGCUGAAUAUCUGUGUACUUCUGAUGAUGACCAGCCAGACCGCUCCUCCUCUCAAUUAGCAUCUAAGAUGACUGUGACCGUAAGCAUGAAAAGGAUCUUUACGGAAAGAUGGUGGAAUGCAUUCAAACGCUCAAAAGAGUUGAAACCACAGUCUGCGCUGCUUGGCGAAGCAGAAGCAAGUGGGGACGUCUACUUUGUUACACAGGAUGGCGCAACAGUGGCUGCUCAUUCCGCAGCGCUGUUGAGCGUGCCCUACUUCUCGACUAGAUUGAAGCAAGUUUGGGAGGGGCAACCUCGAGGCCCUGGCCACAAGCUGAAAGUAGAUGUGCCAUGCCCUGCUGGCAAGUCCGCUUUGGAGGCCUUCUUGUACUACGUCUACGGAGACCGCCGUCCUUUGUACCGCAUAACCCCAACCAGGGCCGCCAGAUUACAGGAGCUUCUCAAGCUGGCGGAUGCAUGCGAUGUGCCGCAACUGUGCUCCGACAUAGAUACCUUUGCGGUGGUGACCAAAGAGAAUGCAAGGUCGUGGCUUAGUUGGCUCAGAGGAAUGCACGGGAGCAAUCUCAAGGUCAAAUUCAUCCGAAGCGCAAUGGUUGAGAAACUAAAAGAAGGCUUUAUCGAAGAAAUCAAGUGGGAAAGAUUGACGAAUGACCAGCUAGCCGAGGUCACUGCUUUGCAAGACGGACUAAAAGAAGAACGUUCGAAGUAGGGGCCAUAGCGAAGGCAAUGCUUGAUACCGUGUUUGAUCCCGUGUUCAUGCAGAACUCGUGGAUUUGAAGUAUUCUUAAACGGC
Messenger RNA from Klebsormidium nitens, 1482 nucleotides. The record is from the annotation of a GenBank genome assembly. Lineage: Eukaryota; Viridiplantae; Streptophyta; Klebsormidiophyceae; Klebsormidiales; Klebsormidiaceae.